GAAAGCGUACAGCUGAGGACGCGUGGAAUGACUUCGCAAAGUUCAUGUGGCUGCUUAGUCCCUAUUUGCCAGGGGUUAAUAUAUAUGUGACCGGUGUGUCCCUCAGUGGACGUGGAGAUUAAUUUCAAACUCUCGUGUGUUAAUGUCAGAUUCCCAACAACCGCAAUGUUUCCAUCGAGAACGGACGUGUUGAGCGAGGUUUGGCGAGACAACAUCUUUCGCAAUAAGGUCGUCUUUUGUACAGGUGGUGCCGGGUCCAUCUGCAGUGUUCAGGUUCGCGCGUUAGUUCUAUUGGGCGCUAAUGCCGCUAUUGUUGGCCGCAAUCCCGAAAAGACAAGACAGGUGGCCGCCGAUAUUGCUAGGAGUCGGGAUGGCGCAAAAGUUAUAGGGAUUGGCGGUGUUGAUGUUCGGAAGCCGGAGAGUAUUACUGCGGCAGCGGCUAAGUGCGCGGAGGAGCUUGGCGCCAUCGACUUUGUAAUUGCCGGUGCAGCUGGAAACUUCGUUGCUCCAAUCUCACGACUUUCUGCCAAUGCUUUCAAGUCUGUCAUCGACAUUGACCUCACUGGUUCUUAUAACACUUUCAAAGCGACAGUACCUUACUUGCUGAGGUCCGCGUUAAAACAUAGGUCAGCAGACAGUUUAGGUAGCCCCUUGGGCACCGGUGGCCGUAUCAUCUUCAUAUCUGCAACACUACACUAUGCCGGAACUCCCUUUCAGGCCCAUGUUGGUGCGGGAAAGGCGGGAGUAGAUUCACUGUCGUCCUCUAUUGCAAUUGAAUACGGGCCUAUGGGGAUAACAUCCAAUGUUAUUGCUCCUGGUCCUAUCUCUGACACUGAGGGUAUGAGACGCCUAGCUGCUGCAGAUGGAGAGAAAACAGCCAGAAAAGGUGUACCCCUUGGUCGAUGGGGCCGAAAGAAAGAGAUCGCCGACGCUACCAUCUAUCUGUUCAGCGACACUGGAAACUUUAUCAAUGGGACGUUACAAGUGGUUGAUGGCGCAGCAUGGCGGCUGGGUGCAUUAGCAUCAGCACGUGUUGAGUAUCCAGAGGCACUGGAGGCCAUGAUGGAGGGAACCCCAGAUCUUAAACCAUUUGGCGCCGGAGCAAAUACCAAGCUUUAAGUUAAGUUACAGGAAAUCUCAUUUAAUGCCAAAUC
Messenger RNA from Aspergillus alliaceus, 1154 nucleotides. RefSeq names its product SDR family oxidoreductase. Gene Ontology annotation, molecular function: 2,4-dienoyl-CoA reductase (NADPH) activity. Bases 166 to 1119 code for a protein of 317 amino acids. Gene Ontology annotation, biological process: fatty acid catabolic process. The record is from RefSeq and is a predicted model, not a curated record. Lineage: Eukaryota; Fungi; Ascomycota; Eurotiomycetes; Eurotiales; Aspergillaceae. The transcript has 4 exons.